AUGCUCAAAUAUCAUCGGCGUUCCCACAGACACAAGUCACCCGUACGAUGCUUACGAUGGAGAUCAUCGGGAGACUCAGAUACAGCAAGCACGUCCGCAGUGGAGACAACUCUGGAACGUUUACGCGGUACUCGAAGCGCUCUAGAGGAACUUUGGUCGGAUCGGGAGCGGCGUCUUGAACUCACCCUCCAAUUGAGACAUUUUGAGAGGGACGCCCUGGAGGUAUCAUCACGACUUGAACUAUGGGGAGACGAGUUGCAGCGCAGUGAACCUCCACGCGACCCACAGCAGGCUGAACAAGCACUAGCGGCACACAACGAGAGCGUAGCUAGGAUGCAACAUGCUACCUUUCAGGUAGUGCAGCAAGGUCAGGACUUAGCUUCGGCCAUUGCGGAAGCUUCAGACGUAAUGGCGUCCAGUUCCGAUAGCUCCGAGGGUGCACCACUCGACGCCCAGGCGAGAGUACAACUUUUACUGGAAUUCUUGCAUGAUCGACAACUAGACUUGGAAGAGCUGGCUGAGGAACGACGAGCCAGAUUCGAACAAUGCGUUCAACUUGGUCAAUUUCAAAAGGAUGCGGCACAAGUUGUAAGCUGGAUACGAAAUGGUGAAGCGAUGUUGGCUGCUUCAUUCUCGAUUCCCGGAACUCUUUCUGAAGCAGAACAGUUAAAGCGGGAACACGACCAGUUCCAAGUGGCUGUCGAGAAAACUCACGCUAGUGCUGUUCAAGUGAAGUAUAGAGCUGAUGCCCUGCGAGCUGCCAAUCAUUACGACCCACAUACUAUAAGAGAGAUAUCCGAAGAGGUGACAGAGCGUUGGCAGCGCCUUGUAACGUGCGCGGAAGAGCGUCAUAAACUAGUCACUGCUUCGUUGAAUUUCUACAAAACGGCAGAACAAGUUUGCUCUGUACUCGAUUCCUUGGAGAGGGAGUAUCGCCGUGAUGAAGACUGGUGUGGUUCAGGCGCUGCUAUUUCCACAAUCACACCUAAUACAGAAGAUACACAGAAUAACCAAACACAGAACUUGGAUAAGGCUGCUCAGGUGGCAGCAUUAAUAGUAAAGCAUGGCGAGCAAAAAGAGGCGUUCCUCAAAGCAUGUACGCUCGCUCGACGCACUGCUGAGACGUUCCUCAAGUACGCGGCAAGGUCAGCUCAAGUUCACGGACAAACUGCGGCAGCGAGUAAGGCCCACCACGAGCAAACCCGGGCCAUUCUCGAUACUCUACUAUGUCAAGAAAAUAAGGUACUGGAACACUGGACAGUUCGCAAAAAGCGUCUAGAACAGUGCCAGCAAUUCGCUUUAUUUGAGCGAUCUGCGCGAGCGGCAGUCGAAUGGAUUCGGGAGACGCAAGAGCGAUGUGGGGCGGCUGCCGCUGCUGCGGCCGCUGGUGUGGCAAGAGAAAGCCGUGAGCGAGUCAGAUUGCUCGCACAAUUGGCCGACGGACUUGUUGAAAAGGGACAUCCGCAUGCCGUUCAGAUCAAGGAGUGGGUGGCUGCUGUUGAUGCCAGAUAUGCUGAGUUCAGUGGUACCAUGGAGGCUGGUGAGGUGGAAGUGGAAAGUGACUCUGGUAUGGCGCCAUCUCUAGCUUCGACACAUUCUGAAAGUGAGGUACGAGGAGAACCACAGCCACCAGCAUCCACUGAUGAGAAGAGACGCAGUGCCAGGCGAAAAGAGUUCAUAAUGGCCGAGUUGCUGCAAACUGAGCGCGCCUACGUUAAAGAUCUCGAGACGUGCAUCACUGGGUAUUUACGUGAAAUGCGGACAGACCCAGCUUCAGUCCCAGCGCCACUUCAGGGCAAGGAGGAACUCAUAUUCGGUAACAUCGAAGAGAUCCAUCGUUUCCACGAGCGUAUAUUCCUUCGUGAGUUGGACAAGUAUGAGGCGUGGCCUGAGGACGUUGGCCAUUGUUUUGUGACUUGGGCGAGGCAGUUCGAUAUGUAUGUGUCCUACUGCCGUAACAAACCCGACAGUAAUGCGGCCGUUGUACAGCAUGCAGGAGAUUAUUUUGAAAGGGUUCAAAGAAGAAAAAAGUUGGAGCAUCCCCUCGCAGCGUAUCUAAUCAAGCCGGUACAAAGAAUUACCAAAUACCAGCUACUCCUCAAAGAUCUUCAAGCAUGCUGUGCUGAGGGACAAGGGGAAAUAAAAGACGGUUUGGAGGUUAUGCUCUCCGUGCCGAAGAAAGCAAAUGAUGCGAUGCACCUCUCUAAUCUUGAGGGUUGUGACGUGCCGACGGAUAGUUUGGGUGAAGUUGUACUCCAAGAUUCAUUCCAAGUAUGGGAUCUUCGUCAGAUUAUCAAAAAGUGUCGUGAAAGACGAGUCUUCCUCUUCGACCUGCAUCUCCUGCUUGCAAAGGAGGUUAAGGAUACCCAUGGAAAGGCUAAAUAUAUCUACAAGACUAAAUUCAUGACGUCAGAACUGGGCGUAACAGAACACAUUGAAGGUGACGAAUGCAAGUUCUCUGUGUGGACUGGCCGAGAGCCGAUGGCCAGCGAUUGUCGUAUAAUGCUUAAGGCCCCUUCACUUGAGGUCAAGCAGACUUGGGUUAGAAGACUGCGGGAGGUUAUACAAGAAACAUAUUUCAACAAAGCGUUGCCGCCGCGUAGUCCGGCCCGCGUACGACCUACAAGUUCACAGCGUUCCAGCAGGGACUUCGAUGACACGGACACCGAGAAUCUUGACCGCAAUUCACUAGCUUCCUUCGGCAGUGGAAAUACCACCGACUCAGAUAAGGUAAGAGCUCUUAUAUAA
Messenger RNA from Pieris macdunnoughi, 2748 nucleotides. The record is from the annotation of a GenBank genome assembly. NCBI's taxonomy places the organism in Eukaryota, Metazoa, Arthropoda, Insecta, Lepidoptera, Pieridae.